AACUUGUUGGCAACGCUGCUCUGUUAUCAAGUUUCGUUUUUCAACAUGGCUGCUUCAUAGUUUGCGGACAGCGUUUAAGGUUGAAUAGAUCGUCCAUUUUACCGGCAGGCGAAAUAUUAAGGAAACGACAGUCGUAAUGAGAUUUUAUAGCGAACCUGUUGCGUGCGUGUCACUUGUGUGUAUUUGGCUAAGUUUAGGGCGGUCAUGCGAAGGUCUCGAACCCGUCACAGUGUCCACGGUAAUUGCAGCAGGCGCUGCCCUAGGCGUUUCAGUUAUGUAUUCCGGGUGGAACGCCCUUAAGUGCAAAACUUCUGAAUGCUGCGCAGCUCCUUGGGUGACUGACAACGUUAAGGGUUUAGACAACAUGCUCAAGUUUCGGUUGCAUGGACAGCCACUAGUGCAUCGUGCCAUUGUGCGAGCUCUGAAGGACCACUUCCAAAACCCAGUACCAAAGAAAGCCCUGGUGCUGUCAUUUCAUGGCUGGACAGGUGGUGGUAAAAAUUAUGCCAGCUCCAUGAUUGCAGAGGCGCUUUACAAAGAGGGCAUGAACAGCAAGUAUGUCAGCCUCUAUGUCUCCACAAAGCACUUUCCUCACCAGGAUGAGGUACCCAAAUACAGAAAAACAUUGCAGAAGGAGAUUGAGGCAAAGGUGAAAGAGUGUGGACGGUCAUUGUUUAUUUUUGAUGAGAUUGACAAAAUGCCGAAUGGCCUUAUUGACAUCAUUAAGCCCUACCUUGAUUUUCAUGAGAAGCUCGAUGAAGUUGACUACAGAAAAUCCAUCUUCAUUUUUCUCAGUAACACUGCUGGAGAUGUGAUUGCACGUGCCACACUGGAUGCCUGGAAGGAUGGCAUAGAUCGCAGCAAGGUCAGGCUGAAUGACAUGGAAAAAGUCAUUGAGUUGGGGAGCUUCAAUGAAAAAGGAGGGCUCUAUCGUGCUGACAUUGUGCAGAAGAACUUGAUUGAUGUGUUCGUGCCAUUUCUGCCACUUGAAAGGAAACAGAUCAUGGCGUGCAUCCGAGAUGAGUUCAAGCGCCGCAGCCGCACAGCUAACGAUAAACUUGUAGAAGACAUUGCCAACGAAUUGGACUAUAUACCAGCAGAGUAUUCACUAUACGCUUCGACAGGGUGCAAGAAAAUUCACCAAAAGGUGGCUCAACACUUGGGUUUCUCGGAAAAGAUAUGAGUUGUGACUUUCUUCUUGAGGCCUUUUUACUAGUACUCAGGAAUUGCACUUGCUUUCUAGAAAGUGAGCACUACAAAAAUAGGCUUCUUUCUUUUCUCUGCUUCUUUAUGUCGGCACAAGCAAUGGUUUUGUUUGCCCUUUGAUUUAACAAUACUGCGUGCAUCAGUUGACACUAUUGCUGGCUUAGAUUCAUUUUGUGGUGUCGCCACCUGAACAGUGCCUACAUUUGAGGACCAUUUACAUGGGUGUAGAGAGAUAGUGUGUGUGCAGGUGAGAUUAUACUGGUACCUUCACCAACCCCAAACUGCACAAAGAAAUCAGUUUGUUCACCUUUAGCCUUCUGCACACAUGCUUCUGUUUAUACUAAUUCUGCGCAUCUUAUGAAUCACGUUUUGUAUUCUUUGUAAUCAGAAGCAGUGUUAAGUUUGGGCCAGUAUUUGGCUUCAUCACAGCAUAGAUUUGGUGCAAGUGCAAUUUCUGGAUACUGGUGUCACUUAUAUGAAAGACCGUUGUGAGAGAUGCGUUGGUUCAAGCCUGGUGCUUGAUAUUGCUCAUCUAGGUAUGGUACUCUCAAUAAUUUCAAUUUCAUACGUUCAACAACAAAAAAAAAACCAUGUCCUGUAAAAUAGGCAGUCACUCUGAAUGUUUUUUGUGUGCAUUGUGUGUGCUAUUGCUUUUUAUUAUUUAAGUAUCUUGGCACGUAAUGAAUAUGAUGAACAUGCAGGAUGAAUUGAAAGGAUGUGAAUCUGAAGGAUAAUUAUGAAUGUAAAGUAGUGGUAUGUGAGCAUAAAGUAGACAAGGUAAAUAGAUAUGCUGAUUUCAUGUGACUCUGUUUGCUAUUGUCGUCCAACUUGUGCAGCGACUUGUGGACAAGGAAAAGAAAUUAAAAUGUGUCAACGUCAUGGGGCUCUUCUUUUUUUACUUUGAUAAUGAUGUGUAGCUUCUGGAGCUCUGAUUUACAGCGGUCAAUUUUUUUCAAUUUUGCACUAGUUGUGCAAAACAUGCUCUCAGUUUGUUUUUAUGAUCUUUUCCUCUAUUUUAAUCAAAUUGCCACUUUUCUUGAUAUAACUUCUGUUGAAGCAAGUCUUAAUUUAUUUUCAUGAUCAGUUUUUUUAUUUACUCUAGAUAGACUCAAAUAUUUUAGUACCAAAGCACGUAAAACAAGAACAGACCCAGAUAUCAAGAGAAACAUAUGGCCUUAUUCCAUAAAAGACAUCUACAAUCGAACCUUGAAAUACAUAGUAUGUCUCAAGGUGAUAGAAACUUUGAAAAUAGUUUGUCUCAAGGUGAUGGAAAUCAGUCAUCAUUGUCAAGAAACAAUCAUUGACUCAAUGGAGCAAGCACUCAAAUGCAUACACUAUGUUUUUCUGUCUUUUCGUGGAGGUAACCGGAUUUAAAAUGUGAUAGUGGUGAUACAUGGUAUUGGCAACUAGCAAUGGGGCACACAAGAAUGAGUGUAACAGUGGUCAUUGUUACUAUAAUUGUCACAGGCAGUAUUUUUAUUUCAUGUAUAAAUUCAAUUUUCUAUUACUGUAGAAGACUUUAAUGUGUGCACCACUCUUGGUGCCCUGAAACCGGCCUGAACCUUAAGCACUUGUCAACCUAUUUUGGUGUCAGCUGAAACAUGGCUGAGCUGUUAGAGUAAAUGCUUGAUUCAGUCAUUCUCACUCUGGAAGUUUAUUGUUGGAAUGAUAUGCUGAAGCUGAUAAAUGCUUGCAUCACACUGAAUCUACAGCAUAAAUUGAGAGUCUGGACAACAAUUAACAUAUCAUAUUUUAUUUGCAGUCCUAUGUUUAAAUAGUUAUAGUUCAUGUGGUUCUGUUGUUUAUGGGUAUUUCAGGCAUUGAGGCUUAUCUGCUGGCCUGUUUAUUACUUGUAAAGCUUUGUGAAUCAUUAGCAGUUUAAAAACAUGUUAAGAUUAACCAUCAUAUUGGUGUUUCACUCCACACAGGCAACAGAGAUAUGCUGCUCGCAUAUUUUUCGGUUGUUUGGCAGGACCUUCUGUAUGUGCAGGCUGUGCAACAAAACAGAUAAGGUCAGUCAAACUAGUUUAUACUAUUGGCUACCAAAUAUAGCAGGCAAUGUUUGCAUCAUUCUUCCAUAUUCCCAACUUUGCUAGUAGCUUAAGCUUAAAAAAAAAGGUACGUGUUGCUUUAAAUGCUCUGUCUCUAGUCGUGUGAGAACUUCUGCCUUAACAAGUGUGUGCUGAAUUUUGAAAAUGUCUACCAUCUUGUAUAGGCUGUGAGAUGAGCACUCAUGCCUUGCAUCUGGGCAUUUUGCCAGGUGAUUUUUUUUUUUUCAGCUAUAUAGUGAGAAGUGACUUCUAAAUGCUUUUUCUCCUUCAAGAGCUUGUUACUGGGCAUAGAGCUUGUGUUUUUCUGUUUUUAGGAAUGUUUUUAAGGCAUUGCAUGCCUGUCUUGUUGCAAAUGCCUUGUUAUAUAAGUGAUACAAUCCAGUUGUCAAGGUAAACAUUUUUUGUGAAGUGAUAUUUUGAAGUGUACAGUAUGCUUUUGUAACAUGUGGGAUAGUGUGUUUUACUAAAUUUAUAAUUGUAUCAUUUGUGUGUAAUAAAUUUUUGUCUAUUAGAUCUCCAUUGAAGUAAA
Messenger RNA from Rhipicephalus microplus (southern cattle tick), 3786 nucleotides. Its product is annotated as torsin-1A. Gene Ontology annotation, biological process: cellular response to misfolded protein. The record is from RefSeq and is a predicted model, not a curated record. Gene Ontology annotation, molecular function: ATP hydrolysis activity; ATP binding. Lineage: Eukaryota; Metazoa; Arthropoda; Arachnida; Ixodida; Ixodidae.